Molecule: messenger RNA, 1455 nt
Organism: Penicillium expansum
Lineage: Eukaryota; Fungi; Ascomycota; Eurotiomycetes; Eurotiales; Aspergillaceae
Exons: 1
Coding region: 1-1455 (484 amino acids)
Source: RefSeq, a predicted model, not a curated record
AUGUAUUCAAUUACCUUGAUCCUGCAAAAGUUUCUACAUGGAUAUCUCAAGCCCGUGAGCCCACCGGCUAAAUCCAUUCCAAACGAGGAAGGUGGGCAGCAAUCCCAAAACAGGAAGCCACGUCCCUGCUGUGUCUCGACACCCCUGCGCCCAUUCGAAGAUCUGCCUCCUACCUAUGAUCCCUCAACAUGGUGGUUAGAUGGCGAGAUUCCCGCCUCUCCCCAUUUCUGGGACGGAGAGAGAAUUCGUUCUCACGUGAAAGCCAUCAAGGGUGUCCUCUUUCAAUACACUUUGGAAGGAUGCAAACUCAUGUUGGAGAGAACAAACAAUCAGCCCCUCCUUUCCUCGAUUACCCAACACGAACUACUUUGGAAAGCAGCAAUCUCGGUCCACAAAUAUGGGGUUGUAUACCUAGCCUCUCGGUGGGAGUGCCGGGAAGAAUUCCUCCCAACGGUAGAAUCCAACCAUCACCUUUUCACAGAAAUCAACGCCUUCCUCUCCUGCAACGACAAUGUCAUUCGUGUUAUCAACUAUGGUGUCCAUCGACUGGUCAACAGUUCAACCUUCACCGUGGAUUACGAGACAAGACUCAUUCCUCCAACGGCCAUAUCAGCAAUUGGCGUAAGCCACAUUGCAGUCCGGGCACAGGAUUUUGAAGGAGACAGUGUCCGCAUGCUAGACAAUCCGUCUGCCAUCUGGGACCUCCAUGAUUUCGCCCAUCUUUCCGCUGCCUCAGUGUCCCCAAGUCUAUACGGCUCGAAAUACUUCACGCAUCUCGUCAAGCUCCCAUGCGAGCUGACAGCCUUGAUCCGCAGCCCGAAAAUGCGGACCGCAGACCCUAAUCCUCGGUAUUCGGAUGGACUGGUCUUCAGCGAGCUUCUUACUGUCCUCUUCACGGCUGAGAUAGAGGCGGUGGAAAGGACGGAGAAGGUGCAUACUUACGUAUCCCUCACCAAUACUUUGGCCGAGUAUGUUGCAGAUUAUCUCAUGGGGACACGUGAGCUGCAGCAUCUGACCACGGGUAAAAUGCUGAGGGUUAAAAAUCCGAUACGCGCUGUUGAGUUGGCGACUCUAGUGCAGAACAAGGCUUAUGAACUGACGGCCAGCGAGAUUGAACAGCGGGUACUUACGAGGGGGGGUCCUGCUGGAGACUCUAGGGAUGAGCUGGACAACUUGUCUGCGUUUGAGAGAAUCAAAUUCCUUGCGGGUUGUCGGAUAUGGUUAUAUUUUGAAAUGAGAAAUACCAUCAAGCACCGCGCCCACAGACUGGCUUACCAGAAAGUGGCUGAGCGCAUGCUUGCACCGGAAACUGGGGUCUCUGUCACAAGCAAUGAUUAUUUGCUGCUGAAGGGAGUCCUAAAAAGCAUUCGUUAUGAAGAUUGGGAAAGCGACGGAGGGGUAAAUCUUUGGCAGAUGAUCAAAGACCUUGAAGCUGGUGUUGAUACGCACUGCUAG